Cantharellus anzutake is the source of this 1260-nucleotide messenger RNA. RefSeq names its product inositol polyphosphate phosphatase. Bases 1 to 1260 code for a protein of 419 amino acids. The record is from RefSeq and is a predicted model, not a curated record. Gene Ontology annotation, molecular function: phosphatidylinositol-4,5-bisphosphate 5-phosphatase activity. The transcript is spliced from 4 exons. Lineage: Eukaryota; Fungi; Basidiomycota; Agaricomycetes; Cantharellales; Hydnaceae. Gene Ontology annotation, biological process: phosphatidylinositol dephosphorylation.
AUGGCGUCUCACACGUUGGUGCAUAUAUGUUCCUAUAACUCGAACAUGCAAGGCGAUGCCCUUGCUCAAGAUCUGGUGGACUGGCUGGCACCCACCCUCACCACGUCCACGUUCCUUGCAAACCAGAGUCGAACCCCAGAUUUAGUGGUAGUCGGAUUCCAGGAACUUUUACCGCUGCACCUGGGAUUUACUGGACGCUCCGGUCCGGCGUUGAACUCGAGGGACAAGUUGAUUCGAAGAACCAUUGAAGAACAUAACAAGGCACCUUAUAGUCUUGUUGCUAAGUUUGCUAAUGUUGGUGUGGCAAUACUGGUCUAUGCUAAAGACGAAGAGAAUGGGCUUGCGCGACGGAUACGCGAUGUCGAGACCGAAUGGGCUGCCUGUGGCCCGAUGUGGUUGGGCAACAAAGGCGCUGUGGGGAUACGGUUCCGUGUCGUCGACUCAGGCUCUCCUGAAUCUGCGGGAGAAAUAUAUACGUUUGUUAACGCGCACCUAACAGCCCAUGCACAAUACCUAGAACAAAGGGUGCAAAAUUUCCAACAUAUUGCGCGAACGAUGCUCUUUAAGCCUGUCCACCCCUCCACCUCGAAUAUCGCGUCCACAAUUUAUGACACAACACACUUAUUCUUUUUUGGAGACCUGAACUUUCGCAUUAGUCCUCCACCUCCAAAGGCACUUACCCUUGCUGAGAUCAUCAAGCUUAAUACUACCGUGGACGGCCGAAGGGAACUGAUCAAGCAUGACCAGUUGAAACAGGUCAUGGCUGAAGGCCGGGUCGGUUUUGGUUUGCGAGAAGGCGAAGUAGAACAAUUCCCCUUAUCCUAUAAAUAUGAUAUUGGUUCUGUAACCGAAUACAAUGCCUGCCGUGUUCCAUCCUGGACGGACAGAAUUCUUUAUACGACGGCUUCUGAUGAACCCUCAAACCCCACGCAAUCGAACAUAAAGAAUAUCCUUUACACCACCAUCCUCGCAUUCACAAAAUCGGACCACAAACCUGUAACUGCUCUUCUCCUUGUCCCCUCACCACCCGCGGGAGGGUCAAGGACAUCACCAGCUUUGCUCACCCCGCCACCAGCGCACCUGGAUUACGUCCCGUACCACUCACACAAACUAGCUGGGAAAGUGAUAGGAAAGGCGCUCGAUUAUGCUGUCGGGUCGGUGUGGUUCACCUUGUGGGCGCUUGGUGCCGGACAUGCAGGGAUUGGCAUAGUUAAUGCUAUUCUGGUGAUGAUUGCAAUAAUUUAUUGGAAGAGCGGGUGA